AUGAAGAUCAGACAGCGCACCAUCUGUCACACAUGUAGAGCACGCAAGCUUGGUUGCGAUGGACGGUCUCCAUCCUGCUCGCAGUGUCUCAAGAGCAGCCUCGCGUGCGGCGGCUAUCACUACGACCUGAUAUUCGCGGAGCCGCUGACCCCGGGCCCAAGGGCGGCGGGCGGGAGGAGACGAGCCGCGCUGCCCAAAGACGCCGCCGUCGCCGCCGCGAAGCCCGGGCUGCCGCCGCCGGGGAUUCGCCAGCCGCUCUCGUGGCCGCUGAACGACAUCCUGUCCGUGGUCGUGCAGAACUUCAUCCCCAUCCGCGACGAAGCGGGCGUGGACAGCAAGGCACUCACGGCGCCAUCCCGAGUGUGCGGGUCGUGGAUCGAGGUGGUGCCGGACCUCAAGACGUCGGGGCCAAACGGCCACGCGCUGACGUCGUCCAUCAAGGCCUUCGCGUUUGCCAUCACAUGCUGCACCCGCCGCGUCGGGGCCAGCGUCGUGGACGCCCUGGCGGCGCACGGGACGGCCCUGAGCUCGCUGCACCACGCGCUGAUCCGGGGCCGCAACGAAGGCCCCGACGAGCUCUCGGCCGCCAUCAUGUUUCUGUUCCUGUCCGAGAUCCUCAUGUCGGCCAACACGAGUCCGGGCAUCCACAUCGGCGGGCUCUCGCGGCUGAUGCUGUCGCGAGGUCCGGCCUACUACGCCCACGGGACACCACACAGAAUCUUCAUCGGGUGUCGCCCCUCACUGGUCAUCCACUGCAUAUGCGACCGCCGGGCGUGUUUUCUCGAGGCACCGGAGUGGUGCACGAUCCCCUUCCACGCGUCGCCCGCGGAGCCGCUCCAGGAGCUCAUCUCCAUCGGGGCCUGCAUACCGUCGCUGCUCCAGGCCAUGGACAUGGACGUGGACGCGCCCGCCUGCCUGGACAAGCUGCUCGACACCAUGAGGCGCCUCGACGGCUGGCGCCGCUCGUACUCGGCAAAGCUGGGCGCCGCGUACGGCGCUGACGUCGCGGCGUCGGCGGCGACCACGGCCGACGACAUCUGGUACCCAGACAUCACCGUCGCCAACAGCCUGACGCACUACUGGGCGUUUUGGAUCAUAUGCGCCACGUACGCCGUGCAGCUGCAGCCGCGGCCGGCGUCCCGGGAGGCCAUCCGGUCCAAGGCGGUCCUCAUCAUGAAGAGCGUCGCCUACCUCACCCGGGAGGACAUGAAGCUGUUUGGGGCGACGUCGCUGGGCCUCCCGCUCCGGGUCGCGUACGAGUAUUUUGAGCAGCAGGUCGGCGAUACCGAGUCCGCAGCCCUGUCCGACAGGGUCAUGAGCAACAUCCACGACAAGGGCUACUCGUACCUCCGCGUCUUCAUCGAGUCCGACGCCAAGAUCCUGCGUCCCCUGUCGGCCGCGAGACGCGAGCGCGCCAGCCAGCGAGGCACGGUCGUGGGCAGGCCGACGGCGCCGCGGCUCGCCGUCUAA
Metarhizium album ARSEF 1941 is the source of this 1470-nucleotide messenger RNA. RefSeq names its product C6 zinc finger domain protein. Gene Ontology annotation, molecular function: zinc ion binding; DNA-binding transcription factor activity, RNA polymerase II-specific. The record is from RefSeq and is a predicted model, not a curated record. Lineage: Eukaryota; Fungi; Ascomycota; Sordariomycetes; Hypocreales; Clavicipitaceae. The coding region runs from base 1 to 1470 and encodes 489 amino acids. Gene Ontology annotation, biological process: regulation of DNA-templated transcription. The transcript has 4 exons.